AUGUGGGCAAAGGAACUGCCCCAGGGAAGAAUAGCCUCAGGUAAUGGCUCUUCAGUGACCGAGUUUGUACUGCUGGGUUUGACACAACAGCCAGAGCUCCAGCUGCCUCUUUUCUUCCUCUUCUUGGGAAUCUAUGUGGUCUCCAUGCUGGGGAACCUGGCCUUGAUUGGUCUGAUUGGUCUGAAUUCUCACCUGCACACCCCCAUGUACUACUUUCUCUUCCAUCUUUCCUUCAUUGAUCUCUGCUACUCUACUGUCAUAACUCCUAGGAUGAUGAUGGGUUUUGUGAAGCAGAACAUCAUCUCUUAUGCUGAGUGCAUGGCUCAGCUCUUUUUCUUUUGCUUCUUUGGUAUUAAUGAAUGUUAUAUUUUGACAUCAAUGGCCUAUGACAGAUAUGUGGCCAUCUGUAAGCCCCUGCUGUACAAGGUCAUCAUGUCCCAUCAGGUCUGCCUCAUGAUGACAGUGGGUGUGUAUGCAAUGGGCUUCUUGGGUGCCAUGGCCCACACUGUGAGCAUGCUGAGACUUACAUUCUGUGAUAGCAAUUUCAUCAACCAUUACAUGUGUGACAUACAUCCUCUCCUGGCGCUCUCCUGUACAAGUACUUCCAUCAAUGAGAUGGUGAUGUUCAUUAUAGUGGGUGUCAAUGUAAUAGUGCCUAGUCUUACCAUCUUCAUUUCCUAUACCUUGAUACUUUUCAACAUCUCCUCCAUCCAAUCUACUGGGGCCAGGUCCAAAGCCUUCAGUACAUGUAGCUCUCACAUAAUUGCUGUUUCUCUUUUUUUUGGAGCUUUAGCAUUCAUGUACCUUAAGCCUUCUACUGGAUCUCUGGAUCAAGAUAAAGUAUCCACAGUUUUUUAUACUAUUGUGGGGCCGAUGAUGAACCCUUUUAUUUACAGUCUGAGGAAUAAAGAUGUCCAUAGUGCACUGAGAAAGACUUUGAAGGAAAAGGUGCUCUGCUAA
This is a messenger RNA of Fukomys damarensis (Damara mole-rat), 960 nucleotides long. Its product is annotated as olfactory receptor 8B3. The transcript is spliced from 2 exons. Lineage: Eukaryota; Metazoa; Chordata; Mammalia; Rodentia; Bathyergidae. Gene Ontology annotation, cellular component: membrane. Gene Ontology annotation, biological process: sensory perception of smell; G protein-coupled receptor signaling pathway. The record is from RefSeq and is a predicted model, not a curated record. Gene Ontology annotation, molecular function: odorant binding; G protein-coupled receptor activity; olfactory receptor activity. Bases 1 to 960 code for a protein of 319 amino acids.